Molecule: messenger RNA, 366 nt
Organism: Necator americanus (New World hookworm)
Lineage: Eukaryota; Metazoa; Nematoda; Chromadorea; Rhabditida; Ancylostomatidae
Exons: 4
Coding region: 1-366 (121 amino acids)
Source: RefSeq, a predicted model, not a curated record
AUGACAAGUGGAAGAUAUCAACAUCUUGCACCACCAUCGAAAGUGGCUAAAGUAAAUCGUCUUCGUUUCUUUGGUCAUAUAUUAAGGAGACCGGCAGAUCGCCUUGUUCAACGAGUUCUGAGGAGUUCGUCGGAAUAUGGAAUAGCGACGAAUGGAUUGAUUCUGUGCAAGCUCUCGCAGAAGAUCGAGAAGGUUCGGCAGAGCUGUGUUCAAGGACGGCACAUCUUGGCGAAGAUGCGGGUAAUCGCGUCAGGCGAUGACAUCAGCCCGCCGAUUAAGUCAAGACUGGUUGUGUUCAACGGGGCUCCGUUUGCUCAAAUUUUUGCUAUCCAGCUGUUCUUGCGUAGACCAUCUGGGUUUUCAUAA